GCUCCUAGAGCUCCAGUUCCACAUAAUGUGACUGAUGUUGAGGUUUCUGUGACAGCUGUUGAUAUUUUUCUGUGGCCAGUUGAACAAAUUAAUGGUCCAAUAAGGUAAUUAUUAAUAAGAAUGUGAUUUUCAGAAUAACCUAAGGUUGACUAGGUCCUUCCUAAUGAUAAGGUAAGAUUGCCAGCCGCUUCUCGAGAAAUGAGGUCACGCUUCUUCCACGAAGUCUGGCUUGAUUCAUGCAGUGGAAAUCAAGCGAAAGAGGCGCCAGAUUCAUGUGUUUCGAAUCUUAAAUCUGUAGGAAAAAUAAUCCUCAUCGCAGAGAAAACCUUGCAAUUUCUAACUGGGGAGAAUUUCAAGGCAGUGCACAUCGAAUUGUCGAGGAAAUGAUGAUCAGAAUCCUUCUGGUAGAUCGGCUGACAGCUUACAGAAGACCUCUAACCAUACAAAAGUCUCUCUUUGUGGUAGAUUUAAUUUUAUCUCGGAAAAAGAACCUUUGUUUGACCCUUUUUACCUCUAGUAAGAUUAUGGUAUGUUGUUGAAAGCAGAAUAAAUUCUAGCAAAAGGAUUUAAGUCAUUGAUGCUAAGAUCAAAAUGUGAUUAGAGGCUAUAUACAAAUUGUCUUCAUGACUCGGGCAAAUUGUUUUCAAUCUUUCAGUGCUUAUCAAGCUAUUGUUCUGAAAGUUGUCAAUGAUGUUGAAGAGCUUCCGGAAAAUUAUGAUUCACAACUGAAAGCUGCCAGUGAUGCAAAGAACGAUGACGUGAACUUUUACAUUGCUGCUGAGAUAGGAAAUGUCCCAGCGCUCAAAGGACCUUGGAAAUUUACUGUUGGUGACGGUGAAAAAACUGGAAACUAUUUGAAUAAAGAACUUGAAAAAGGACAAAACUACAUUGUGUAUGAGAGAGCUCUAACUAAAACCACGAAGGUAUGUAGGCUAUAACCUACGUCCCUCCAUUACUCGUAGAACUGGGUUUAAUGACCUUUUUGCAAUCGAUUUUAAAGAGUAGUUUGCUACACAGUGGUCUAGCCUUUAUUGCGGAGAAGAUUGUUCGCACCACAUUGUAUGAGUUAACACAAAAACUAGGAGGAGGUCUAGUCUAAGCACAUACUUUUCAGUCGUAUUAUUCUCACUUCAGUUUUCCUCAUUGUUUUUAAAAUAUGUGUUUUGUACGGGUUUUUUUGAAAUAUGUGGUUUGUUUUUUUGUAUAUUCUACAGGAAGUACUAAAAGGAGAAGUAGGGAGCGUUGCCAAAAUUUCUAUCACCCCGGCCAUUACGGGUUUGUCCAUAUUACAUUUACAUUUAGCUUACCAACAAGUUACAGUUUAUACGAUUGUAGAUUUACUUUUGUAAUUCAAGGGGCUUUCUUUCAUUGAACUAGUUUACUUCUUUUCAGUAUACAGAGCCUGGUGUCUACAUUUUCGUUUAGAUAGUCUAGAUCUACAAGCUAGUCUAAAUCCAUAUCAUCAACUAUGAGCGUUCAAAGUUUAUGCCAGAACUUGGCUCGCUCGGCCUGGUACCAAGCUAAAUUUAAGGACAGUAGCGAGCUGCUAACAAAACUAAAGUGAAUUUGAGGGAAACAAUUGAUAAAUUGAUGGCUAGGGUAGCCAAAGCCAAAAAUGCGCAAAUAAACCUAAAGAGAACAAUGAUGGUUAAGAAUGGAGAAGAUUAACGCGGAUUGGAAAUGAAGAAGUUCCGAAUUGUCGGUUAAAUGUACUUUCCUCGAACCAGCAUUUAAAACUCAAGACUUUUUCUUAGCAUGAGUCAGUACCGCAGUUGGUAGUACGAGUCCGCAAUCCAAGCCGACACCAUUUUAGUCAUUGCCGGUUGUGCGUGUAUUUUCUUGCGAUGUCACUCGAACCUUCAAAACGAUUUUCGGCCAUAGUCGACUAAAAUUAUUUUCUUAAAAACAAUUUUUGAUUUUUGAUUACCAAAUGUCUACCCUGAAAUGCUAUUUACGCUCUUCUUUCGUGGAAGGUGGAAGAGAGGAAAAGUCCAGCGGUUUUAAUGUCGUUGCUGUUGCUGUGCCUGCAGUUCUGUUGCUACUCCUUAUUCUAGCAGUUGUUGUUGCUGUGCUCUUAUACCGGAGGUUUGUUUAUUUUAAGAUUGAAUACUAAUGACUGAGCGUAGAAAAAAGUAUUGCAACCGAAAAUUGCACAUCUUAUCUUUUUUUUUCAGGAGAAGGGAGACAAGAUCCCAAAGUGCCAGUGAAAGACCUGUCCAAUUUGAUGACCUUCAAAACGGUUAUGAAAACCUUGGCGCGAGUACAUCAAGUUUGGUUUAUCAGAAUGUGGGAGACAGUCGUCUGUCAAUUGAAGGUAUGUUAUAACAUGGUUGAUUGCCUAUAGGGAUUAUCAAGAUACUGAAAAGUUCCAUAUAUGCGAUUUCUUGACCCUAAAGGUAUUGAACAACAGUCUGACGGUGGAGAGGAAGAGGCUACCUACAGUGAGGCUGACGAUGGUAAGCCCAAACCAAUUCCUGUGGCUAAUUUUGAAAAAUACUUCAAGAGAGGUUCUGAAAAUGGUGCUAUUGCACUGCGAGAGGAAUAUAAGGUAAGACGUUGGUUUUUCUGUGUGUUAUUGUACGAGAGAACACUUGUAAAUAUUUCUCGAUUUUUUUUUGUGUUGUUCGUUUCGCAAUAGGUGACUUGGUAUUUGAGGUGGAUUUUGUUGCAAGGGUCUCAAAAAGUGAUCACAUCGAAUCGUUUUUGAUAAAACCACAUGUUUUGCAACUUAGUAUAUACCUUUCUUAGAAUUUACAGGGCGAUAUGCUGUUUCCCUGUGAGAUUGGCAAGAGUAACAGAGGCAAGAACCGUUAUGGAAACAUCGUUUCAUGUGAGUACAUGUAGAGAUUUUUUGUUGUUUCUAUCCAACGGUAACCAUGUAUAAAAAAUUUAAGUUAUAUUAAAUUAAAAUCAGUUUCUAGUGACUAGACCUUAACUAGCGCUGCCUCUGCAGUUGGUCUCUUUUAAGGCAAUAAUCAUUAUUAUCAAUCAGUAUAAAUUCCAUAGCUCUCUGAAUAUAAAACUGUGUCAGUAUCUCCAUCAUUUCAAAGUUGGUGAGGUGGGAAGUGGUAAAAUGGUUAAGUUUGAGUCAGAAUUUCGCACCAUACACUAUGUUCAAGAUUUAUACGUAUUUCACGCCAUAAAAAAAAACUUAACAAGUUCCUAAAUCACCAAUUGUGUUAAUUAACAGAUGAUCAUUCUCGUGUUGUUUUGGAGGAAAUAGAGGGUGAUAAAAAUUCCAGCUACAUCAAUGCAAGCUACAUUCCGGUCAGUAACACGAAAUACAUAUGCAUAUGACGACAAGACAACGACGGAGACAGGACGACACAAUACGACUCGACACAAAACGAAACGGUACGAAACGACAAUACAGAGCAAUAUAACGGCGCGUCGACACUACUUGUUUGAUGAUAUAUAUAAAUGAAGAGAUAACAGAUUAAAAAGAUAUACAAAUAAAACUUAUUUUACCGUUCGGGCAUCUUGAAAAAAAAUCAGCAUGAAUAUUUUCUGUUUUCUGUCUGCAGUCUUUCAUUACUCUUAUGGGGUCGCCUUUCAUCCAUUAUUGUUUAACUUCGACAGCAAAUCUCAUAACUUACAUAAUAAACGGCUGAGAAAGGCAUGGAAAAGACAUUAUAUCAAUAUUUUGAAUACUUAUAAUUAAUUUCAGUUAACUGUUACGGUAUAAUCUAACCGACAGAAAAACACUACAAUCCUACCAACUCAACUACCUUAUUAAACAACGAGUGAUAUUCUUAAUAAGGGGCGACUCCUAAAGGCAGUACAAUAAUUAUGCUCAGUGAACUUACUUAAGCCCCUUACAGUCUAUAUCUUAGCUCGCCGAACUCAGUUUCCUCUAACUUUUCUUGAAAUUAGCAAUCUUCCACUUUAGCUCUCUCUAACGGUAUAGCUUUCUAAAUAGUCGGUGUCUCCUGACAACAACAACAACUACUACUACUACUGCAUAACUGAGUCCUUGUAUACAUUUACACAGUGUUCCGGAACAUUUCAGAAGCUUAUAAAAGUACCAUUUUAAUAGUGUUACGUAAUAACUGCGUGAUUUGAUGAAAUGUUUUAGAAAGUUCUAUGGUACACUUGUCAGCAUGAGUAAGCAGUCUGGAGAAUUCAAGAUGCUUAUAUUUACAACAAAAAUUACUCAUAACAUCAAGUUUUCUACUUUCUCUCCUUAGACCUACGACGAGGUCACCAUGACUUAUAUCGCCACACAAGGUACAAUUAUCUGGAGGAGUCUCAUAGAAACACCCAUAAUUGUCACACGUUAACACGAGUCAUUGUCUAACUGCUGUAGUGAACUCUGCUGCAAUAUAGAGUUAGAGAACUACAAAACGUCUCGCAUAAUAAUUACUGUUGGUUUUAUCUGGGUCUCCUUCAGUAUAUUUAACCGUGUACCCUCUGCACAUGGGACACCUCUGGAACUAACAAAAGCUUCCUUGAGUAAAAGUUCCUUCGAUUAACGUAAUAGGUGCAAAGGUUAUAGAAAUUUCUCGCUUAGUUCGAACGAUAGUUUCUGCAUUAUUAGGGGGCGAAGAUUAUCGCUCGUUGUUACGGGGUUCAGUCCCUUUAUAGGGGUUUUCUGUGGCCUUUUUCUGGCCAUUUUGGUUGUGCUAGUUUUCCUUUGUUACUCUGUUGGCAAAACCUCUCAGGAAAAAAAGAACAUUUAUAAAUGUAUUCAAGAAAGUUCCCAUUGUUCCGAAAGAAAGACUUGUCCCAUUGUUGUGUCAAUGUUGUUAGAUAGCUCAUAGCUUUGUUAAAUUACCACACGCUUCGCCAUUCUUUAACAAUAUUCUGACUACUUGUAAUUGGGUUAUUAGGUCCAACUUCUACAACUGUCGAUGAUUUCUGGCGACUGGUCUGGCAGGAAAACUGUUCCACCAUUGUGAUGCUUACAAACCUGGUUGAGGGGGGAAAGGUAGACGUAGAUCAGUUUUCAGUUUAACGUUCAACUUUAUCCGGAGUUUCAUUUAUUUUGCAUUUCCUUCGCUUCGUGAGUGGUCUGUAAAACUGGCACCAUAACCUUAAAUAUCGAUCACAUUCAAAACCAAGAUCAGAAUAACGUCAUGGGUUGCUACAUACAGGCUCACAUGCAUUUUUUGUUGUUGUUGUCUUAACUGUAGGGUAAAUGCGAUCAGUAUUGGCCAGAUCACACUUCCAAAUAUGGUGCUUUCACAUUUACUCUUCAAAAGACUGAAACUUUCGCCGAUUACGUCAUCAGGUCAUUGAUUGUGACGAAGGUGGGGUGUCUUAAUAAAAUUGCUGUUUUUAUAUUUAGUACUUCCUUAAAGAAUAUGGCCUUAAGUGCUAAACAAAAAGUCCUAAUCGUUUUAAGUCUACACCUUUUGGGUGUGUUACAUACCUAAAAAGUACAUGGUAACAGUGCGCAAAUUGCGAUGCAUCCGAUCAAAGAAGCUGCAACCCACUGGCAGGGUGUAUUUGUAUUUGUACCGGUGGCGGAUCUCUGUGGAGGGUACGGGGGAUUUGGACGGCCCCCCUACCACCCUUAGUUCAUUAAGGCUGCAGAGUAAAAAACAAAACAAAAUAUGUGAUGAAAACAGAAAUGUGUCUUUUGAAUCAAAGUUUGGGCCCCCUGGAUCUGUUUAGGCAUGAUCUCUGUUCCAACUAAAAUUACGUAAUGGAAUUAAUCUUUCAUUGAAAAAUACUCGAAAAUAAUGACGUAUUUUGGGCUCCCUCUAUGACAACAUCUUCAACCAAGGCGUGAAUUUCCCCUUAGGAUUCAGAAAAAAGGAACGUGCACCAUUUUCAUUACGUCACUUGGCCAGACAAAGGCGUCCCACAACAUUCCACAGCUCUACUUGGAUUUAGACAAAAGAUUCAUGCCAGACACCAGGCUACUGGUGGACCACUUCUUGUGCACUGCAGGUAAAGAGCACAGAAAAAUUUCAAGACUUAAAGUUAAUGGCUUCAUAUUUACAAACUAUUAUUAUUUGGGUUAAGGUUCUUCUGCAGAUUUUCUAAUUAAAACUUUUCUUUUCUACGGAUAACGAUAAAAAUGUUUCUUAAUAUACCUCCAUGUGUGUAAAUUACCAAGGCCCUCCAUCAACCAAUCCCUUACCCUCGAGAGUCGCCCAAUCGUGCUUAAAAUAACUAACAAUUUUAACAGGGCUUUUCAGUUGGUUGUCGUAAAACCAAAACCAAAGCAAUCCCAACAUCUAAUGCGACGGAAGAUCGACAUCAUGAGGAACAAAUGAGGACUCAAAUUAAAUACAAGGAAACUACUCAAAGUGCAAGUCACCUUGUCGUGUUUGAUCAGUGCGAGUUUCCAUGCUUAAAAAAAGGGUUGAUUGUUUUCCUUCGCCUCUUCCCUUCAUAUUUUUUAACAAUAAGAAUUGUUAAUUAUCUCUAUUGUUACCCUGGUACAGUGCUGGCGUUGGUCGAACUGGCGCAUACAUUGCUAUCGAAGCUAUGUUGGAGAGUGCUGAGAAUAUUAAAACUGUGUUCAUACAGAAUUACGUGCAAGUAAUGCGUAGAUCUCGUCCUUACAUGGUGCAGAAAGAUGUAAGCAAUUUCAACCGCUUUCCAUAAGAAUAACAGCAGAAUAAGUUCUUUUUUAUUCUUUAUUUCACGGUUCGUCGUGCUCCACGGUUAUUGUGAGGACCGUCGUAAGCCAGUUAUGAUUUCGAUAAAACGCCUAAAUGAUUUCAGAGUUCAACUUCUUGAAACCACCAUCUUCAAAUUUAGAAAAUCUAAUCGUUCUUGAUAUGACUUUAUCCGAAUUGAUAUAUAAAUAUAUAUAUCAAAUAUAUAUAUAGAUUGAUGUAUAUAUAUAGACAUAUAUCAAAAGCCGUUUGUCUCAUCACUACUCUGUCUCUGCAUAGAACCAGUGCGUUUUCUUGCUCCAAAAACUGUUCGUUCAGUCCAACAGUAUUGGUAUUGACUUUACCUCUGUAUAGGAACAGUAUGUUUUCCUGCAUCAAGCAGUAAUGGAGGCCUUGGUAUGUGGAAAUACAGAGAUUAUCCCUCAGGACCUACGAAUUGUGAUGAACAAGCUUUCCAUGGUGCAUAAACCAUCCAAAAAGACUGGAUAUGAACGAGAGUUUAAGGUAACUAGCAACUAUUUCUAAUAAAUACAUUUCGCUUUGUUGCGAAAUUAGACUUAAAUACCAAUAAGACAGCUUAUUACUUGAUCCUGAGGAUUCUUUUAAAUACUUCUCUGUUUGAUAUUGUUAACAUCACAUUCAUGUCUUAUCUACAUAAUCUCCACAAACUAACGAUUGUGUCUCGCUCAUAAGUGAGCAUUGACUCAAUUAUCAAAUCACAAAAAACUGCUCUAGCUUGAAGAAGAAGGCAAUAACUCAGUUCGGUAAGAAACAAAAACGGCAGAGGAACUAACAUGAAAGCAGGACGGCCAAAGGUUGGCUUAAGAUAAAGAAGAUGAAAAGGGUUUUCAAAGGAAAAACUGAAAGAUGCAAAAAUAAUCACUUACAUCUUUUGAUACUUUUGUCGUAGCGCUUGGAACUUGUAACAAACGCCCAGGCUUCUCAAGAGGAAGCAAAGGAAGCAUUUCUGCCUGAAAACGCUGUCAAGAACAGAUUCCCCAACACUGUUCCGCGUAAGUGUUACCUUGUCUUACUUUGCAGUCUUUCAAGAAUGUCAAACAAGAUUUCUGCUCACUCCUGUGUUAUUUCCUAAUGGAGCCCUAAACCAAGUGAGGUCUCAUUCGGUCUGAAACCUUACGAGUGGUCAACGACAUAGAAAGGCCCCAAUCAAUGUAAAAUUUGUUAGUCACGAGUGGAUUACCGAUUGGACGACACAAAGUUUUGUUACCUAAUGAUCAAAGUUUUCACAAAUUUUGGGAACAAAUUAGCCAUUGAUCGAUCAUAGUCACGGCAAAAAGAUUUCAGUUUACUUAUAUACACGAGAAAAUAAACCCAUAGUCUAGAUAAUAAUGCGCGAAAAUGCAAAUACUUUUCAAUAAAGCAGGCUUUCACACAAUUCAGCCGCCAAUCAUCAAUCAUUCUCCAUAAUUUUGUUUGUUUUGAUAAAGAAAGGUCAUAGCCUAUAAGGUAUUAUGAAGUCGUACUGCGAUGACCCAAACAAAUAGAAUGUUAUAGGUUCGAGUCAUGGCUAAAGUCACUGUGUUGUGUUUUAGGACAACUUAGGUAAACUUCACACGAAGGGAACCCAAAUUGGCGUGAAAUCAAGGUUUCUAAGACAGCGUAGGACUUGGAAUAAAGAAAUAUCUCCAGGUUAACUAAAAUGCGUAAAGUUCGACAAUUGGUACCCUAAAAUUCCAUACCAAAUUUCAGGUGGCGCCACACAUCGAAUAAUGUUUCCAAACGAUAGAUCUAAGAGAAUCUUUAUUGUCACAAUUUUUCCAUUUAAACUCUUUAUUCAAUAACGCAACAGCUACUACAUGACAACAUGGGCGAAAUCAAAAUGGCGGGUCCGAUACCACGUUUUUUCCCACAGGUCCGAUGGGAGCGCGUGGUAUGACGUAAUAUGACAUCCCCCUUUCUACCGAUGUAAUAAUAAUAAUAACGACAAAAAAAAAAAUGGAACUUAUCAUAUCUCCAGAACAUUACAAUACUGGUUGAAAGGAUAUCCCUCCUGUGCUUAUACUUAUAAGUCUAUUCUUUAGUGUCUCUACUGUUAUAGAUCCAGCCUUUGUGCAGGUGUCACAGUCCUCCCAGAUCUGGUCACAUAUCCUCCAGCUAUGUCUGAGGGUCCCUGGGGGAUGUUGUUCAGUGGCACUGUUUCGCCAGAUCCUGGUCUGGGGGCUGCACCGUUUUUGUGCGAUGUCUGUGUGUGACUGACUGGGGCAAGACUAGUUGUCUGCUGAGGUAUCUCAGAACCUUGGUAUACUGGGGUUUCCACCCGCUGGCAUUGUGUUCCCCUCACUGCAGUUGUGUCUGGUUUCAGUUGGGCCCAUGUUCUUCGAUAGGUGGUACCUGUACUGCUGGAUCUGAUGAUGUAAGAUCUUGGCUGUUUGGCGGGUUUUACAAUAAUGCCAGGUUCCCAGGUUUGUGAGUGGUGGUUGUACGUGCGGAUGGGUUGGUCAGCUUCGAAUGGCUUUUUGGGUGGUCCUGAAUGCUGGUUGUAAUAGUGGGCUUGUUUCUCCUGACGGGCUAUGAGCUUACUUUUCAUGACCUCAUGGUGAGAGUGGUUGAGGAGGACUCUAUGGCAUGCUGGUAAUCUAGUUUUAAAUUUUCUGUUGGUGAGCAGUUCUGCUGGGGAUUUCAGCUGGUGAUCCAAGGGAGUGGCCUGGUAUGAUAGGAGAGCAAGGUACGGGUCCUCUUUAUUUUCAUCGCACUUUUGGAGAAUGUUUUCCACGGUCUGGACCAUUCGCUCAGCAAACCCGUUGGAUUGGGGGUAUAGGGGAGCUAGUAAUGUGUUCUACCCCGUAGACGUUCAUAAAAUGCUUGAAUUCUGCCGAACUGUACUGCGGUCCGUUGUCGGUCGUCAACUGCGUAGGGAUGCCGUGUUCUGCAAAGAUGCUCUUCAGAUGGUUGAUAACUGCAGAUGACGUGGUGCUUGUUAGUCUCCUGAUGACAGGAAAUCUGCUGUAUUGAUCUGUCAACAGGAGGUAUUGCUGCCCUCUAAAUUCGAACAAGUCCGAACUGAGUCUUUCCCAUGGUCGGUGUGGCGGUUCUGGCUGUAGUAUUGGCUCUUUCCUUGCUUUAUUUUGGUAUUUCUGGCAGGGUUCGCACUGGUUAACUUGGUUGAUGAUUUCCUUUGUAAUUCCAGGCCAGAAAACGGAUGUACGUGCUCGUAAAAGGCAUUUCUCUUGCCCUAGGUGGCCUUGGUGUAUGAUGUUCAGGAUUUCAGGUCUGAGAGUAGGAGGUAUCACGAUGCGGUCUCCUUUUAGUACUAAGCCGUCCUCGAUGGUCAGCUCUUCUCUGAAAUUCCAAUAGCCAUGUAGCAGUUGGGGCACUCUUCUCUUUUCUGUGGCCAUCCUUCAAAGACCAUUUCUUUUAACAGAGACAACACAGGAUCCCUCCCUGUUUCGUCACGGAUCUGUUGUAGCUUUGUUGGAGUUGCAGGGAGAUGUUGUGUGACGUGGUGGACAUAUAUCUCUGAAAGUUGACUGCUGCUAGGGGUAGGCUGGGGGCUGACUCUUGAGAGCGUCGGCUAUUGGUACAUCAGGACCUUUUACGUAGUUGACCGUAACGUCGUAUUUCAGGGCUCUCAUCAAGAACCUCUGUAAUCUAGGUGGGCAACUGGACAGUCGCUUCUUGAAAAUCGCCUCAAGAGGUUUAUGGUCAGUGUUUACUGUACAGUGCUUCCCAAAAAUGUAGUAGUUAAAUCUCUCUAGGCCCCAUACUACACCAAGUGUUUCUCUCUCAAUGUUGCUGUAGUUUUUUUUUCUGUGUCUGUAAGUGCUUUGGAGGCAUAGCAUACAGGUUGCCCCUGCUGCAAAAGGACGGCGCCUACUCCCUUCUGGGAAGCGUCAGUUUGAAUGACAGACUCGAUGUUUGGGUCAAAGUAUCUGAGGACUCCCAUUGAUGUGAUUUCCUGUUUGACUUGGUUGAAUGAGUCGUCGUGUUCAGGUCCCCAUACAUAUGCGGUGUCCUUCUUGGUAAGUUCUCGCAGUGGUGCUGUGAGGCUAGCCAAUCGCCCUGAGUAUCUUGUAAGGUAGUUUACGAGGCCUAAGAAGCUUUGGAGGUCUUUGCGGUUCUCAGGUGGGGUCAUCUUCUGGAUUGCAGAUAUCUUACUGUCAUCUGGUUUGAUUCCAUCCUGGGUCCAUUUGUGGCCGAAAAAGCUGACUUCCUGACAUUUGAGCUGUACUUUGUCUUUGUUGAAUUUGAUUCCCCUUUCCUGGAUCUGAUCAUGAGGUUUACCAUGUUCGCAUCGUGCUCUUCCUCUGUAGCUCCGUAUAUGAAUGUAUCGUCUGCAAUGCCGGUGACUCCUUUCAGGCCCUCCAGUGCUGAAUCUAAGUGUUUCUGGAACACAUCUUGUGAUACAAUAAGGCCAAAGGGGAGCCGGGUGAAACGGUAUCUCCCGAACGGGGUGUUGAAAGUAGUCAGGUAGGAGCUGGCUUCGUCUAAUGGUACAUGCCAGUAGCCCUUUUUGGCAUCAACUACACUAAAGAAUUUGGCACCACUAAGCUGUGUGACUACCUCAUCAAUUGUUUUGGUGUAGUAGUGUUCGCGUUUUAUUGCCUUAUUUAGGUCACGUGGAUCGAGGCAGACUCUGAUUUUGGUGACUUCUCCUUUGCCGUUGGUUGUUUCAGAGAGGACGAUGCUAUUAACCCAGUCUGUGGGUUCGCUUACGGGUAUGAGCACUCCAAGUUCUGCCAUGGUGUUGAUUUCCUUUCUAAACAUGUCUCGAAGGUGUACUGGUACGGUACGUGGUGCGUGGAUGACAGGUUCAGCAUUGGAGUCUAGGGUGAUGUGAUAAGGUUUCAUAUUGAAGGUUCCCAGGCCUUCAAAGCAGUCUCCGAAGUUGUUGAAGAAGGUUAUCCUGUCCAGUGGGGGGUAUGUUUCAGUGUCUAGACGGCUAGGGUAUCUGCUGGUCCUUUGGUGCGGUUUGCAUGGUCUGUGUUCUUUAGGGCGGGUCUCUUUGUCUUCUUUGGAGGUUUCUAGGCUGCAAUUAAAUUUUACCAGCUCAAGUUCCUCGCAGGUUUUACAGCCAAGCAUUGUAGGUCCUGGUACGUCAGUAACAUUGAAAACGACUUCUUUAAUGCUGCCAUUUUGAUGGACGUAUAGUGGACAGGUUCCAAGGGUCUUGAUGGCGUGGCCUCCAUACGCAGUAAUCCUGUGGUGUGUUGGGCCAAGGGGUAUCUGCUGGGAACUGCGGUUGAGUCUGUCAUAGUCGUCUUUGGAGAUGACAUUAACUUCUGCACCAGUGUCGACCUUGCAGAUAAUAGGUAUCAGGUGUGUAUCAUGGGGUCUACCGUGACUUGUAUUUCAGUCGUGACUUUGGUGCGUUGUUUUUUUUUUGUUCAAUGCUUGCGAUCAUUGAGGUACUGGGGCUGUCUCGGGCUUCUAGUGUUCCCAGGAAGACUUUGUCGUAGCUUGUGCAUUCACUUGUUACACCAUCAGGUUGUUCUUUUGUAGGGUCAUCACAUCUGACCUUGUUUUAGACUUGCAAACUUUGCUAAAAUGACCGCGUUUGUUGCAGUUGAAGCAUUCUACUCCAGUGGCUGGGCACUGCUGGUCUUUGGUGUGUGGUGUGUCUCCACAUCUGUAGCACUGUCUUAGGUUGUUGUCACGUCGUCUGUUUCCUCUACCACUGGUGUACCUUUGGUGGGGCUGGUUUCUGGGCUUGUUUCCUCUGCUGAUUGCAUUGACUUCCCCUUCUUCUUGCUUUGGGUUUGUAGUGUCACUCAUUGCUUUUAAUUGCAUCUGGGUAGCCUCAUCAGUUCGUGCAAUUUCUUUUGCCCUUGCAAAGGUUAAUUCAUUACCGCGGGCAAUGCAUUUUCGUCUGACCUCUUCCGAAUCGGUGCCGAAAACUAAUGUGUCACGCAUGAGUUCGUCAUGUAAGUCAGGUGGGUAACCUGAGCUCUGUAUGAGUAGCCUUGCUUCAGUCAGGAAGGUGGCUGGGGACGAUUAUUCUGUUUCAGACCUCGUAGAUAAUAUCUGUUCAAGAUAUGGUUUGCUUGUGGUUUAACAUGGUCUUCGAAUCUUUUCCAGUAUUCUUUCAGGUCUUUUUGUUGGUCUUCGGUUAGCGACCAAGUGUUAAAUAAGUCUAUUCCGUAAUCGCCUGACCAUAGUAGCACAUAUUUGCAUUUUUGAGUGCCGUCUCGAGCUUUUAACGGUCCAUCAAGUAGCAGUUCACACUUUUGGCGGAAUCUCUUGAAUCUAGUUAAUAAAUCUGGGCCAGGGUCCAGUCAUUUUUUGGUACUUCAAACCCAACCAAGUCGCUCAUUUUUGGCUAAAUUGCACGAUAAGACAGGACUUUGUAGUAAACACUGUAAAAUCGUACGUACCGGUUUUCUUGGUUGUUCUAGCGGUGAGAAUUCCUCUAUUGGUGUAAAUCUAUCCCACUUCCGACAUCCAUGUCACAAUUUUUCCAUUUAAACUCUUUAUUCAAUAACGCAACUGCUACUACAUGACAACAUGGGCGAAAUCAAAAUGGCGGGUCCGAUACCACGUUUUUUCCCACAGGUCCGAUGGGAGCGCGUGGUAUGACGUAAUAUGACAUUUAUAACUAUUGUUUGGUAUGUUUUUUGUCUGCAUAAACGCCUUUAUGUCGAUUUUACACUAGUGGACAAUGCUGGAGUACACUUACAAGCUUCCUCACAAAAAGAGAGUUACAUCAAUGCCUCAUAUGUGGAUGUAAGUGCAAAAAUGCCUUCUUAUAAGAUUUUUUUGGUAAUAUAUAUAUUCUGUUUAUUUAUUAAUUGAACACAAAAAAUCGCAAGUACUAAAUUUAAAAAUAGUCAAUCAAUAAUACAGAAGAAUAGCAAUAUUACAUGAAUUCACAAAUCAAAAACAUUUUAAAGAAAAUGUUUAAUCAAUGUAGCGACGAAACCUAAUAAAGGCUAGGAGCUCAUAAAAUAAGUAUUCCCAACAUGUUGAUUUGAAGAAAAAACUCAGUAGUUUCAAGUUCUCUAGAAAGCUUUCUGGUGCAACGUGUCCAUAUGUUUUGAAUUUGUUCAAUCUAUAAGUAUAUAUUAUUUUCCAGUAUUUUCUUUUUGGGUAGAGAGGUACUGUUAUUCUUUUCGUAUUGGUAUACUCGUGUUGCUUAACUUGACGUCCACCUUUUCUUUUGAACUUUUAUUUUUCAGGACUAUAGAGAACGGAAUGCAUACAUCCUGACUCAAGCGCCAUUAGAAAACACCAUUAAAGACUUCUGGCUGAUGAUUUCUUUGUAUAAUAUUGGCACAGUUGUAAUGUUGAAUAACUUGAAAGAAGGAAGGCAGGUACGAAUCAUGACAUGUUUCUGAAAAGCACUAAACAACACUCUUUGCUACGUAUUUUCAACCAAGAAAUGUACAGAACCUGCCUAAACUAUGAUGUUAAAGCUCUAAUGAUUUAUAUCAAAACAGCCACUGAUAUGGGCAACUGAUGGAAAUCUCUGGCAAACUUUGAUAGAUUGCCACUAUACGUUAAAAGGUGGCAAAAAUAAUGGGACAAAACACCUCUAAAGAAUCAAUUAACGCAGUGAAACUAAUAUGCUCUCAAAAAUUAUCCGGCAAAGUGUAACUUUCCCGCUGAGACUCUUUGACUAAACCACUGUCACUUGUAAAUACGAUACUCGUCUGCGUUACUAGCUGGCGAAAUGAAAACUUCCAAAUGUUUAGAGCACAUGUCACUCUAGUUCGGAUAUCUUCUCAACACCUUUAGACUGAAGAAGCUUUAUCGUCGAGGGAAAGUAACAUUUUACAACGAUUGACCCCGGAAAAGUUGGAACUCUUUACUGGAAAAUCCUUGCAACCCCUUUUUUUAGACCACGAUAUUAAGUAUAUAUAAUUAUAUCACGGAUCAAACAUGUAGCACAGUUUUUCUUUUUGUAGAGUUACCCAAAAUACUGGCCAAGUGAGGGAUCCGCCAGGUAUGGUGUAGUCACUGUUCAGCUUUUGUCCCAAGAAACCUCGAACAAUAAAACUACCAGACGAUUUACCUUAGAGAAUGCAGCGCUACGGUUUGUUUGUACAAGUAUUACAAAGUUUUCUGUUCUUUAGGUAGUUUGGAACGAACUUCUUCCCAUAGCAAUGGUUGCGGUUUACUUGAAUUAGUAUUCGAAGCUUCCCUGUGUUAUGGGUAGUUUCGAUGAAACUAUAAUCAAUACCAACAGAAAGUGUUUAUAUAUUUUCAACGCGUGUGAUUUAUGUUAAUGAAAGGUGGAUGGUUUGACCUUAACUCUUUCAAUAUCAGGAGAGACCACUCUGUAAAUUCUCCUUACAUUAUCGAUACAGUGUCUAAAGGAUAUUAUUUGAUUUAACACUAGAAUUUCCGCUGAACUUAUGCAUUAUUAUGGAAUCGAGUUUGUUUGCUCGCUUUUCAAUAUCAAUGUUUCACUCCACAUAAACAAGCUAAUCCUACAUUUAAAGUUGAUUUUUUAAUAGGCAUCCGUUUUGAAGAAUGGUGUGAAUUUCUUCCUAUUUUAAUUUGUUUUUCAAUCUCAUGACAGGAAGUCAACUAUACAGCAUAUACAGUACACUGAUUGGGCCGAUGGAAACUCGUGCCCAGAUCCCAAGGAGAUACUUGAACUGAUGAAUGCUGUACAACAGUCUCAGCAGCAAUCAGGAGAUGGAGUCAUUGUUUUUCAGUGCAGGUUAAGAGCGCUCUUUAAGUAAAGAGUUCUCUAGAUGUUAUCAUAUGUUUGAAUGGAUUACUACAUAUAACCCUAAAACGUUAAAAGUUAUGGUUAUUGAUACAGAGCUUAAGCAGCGAUCUUUUUGAGACACCGCUUUAGCAUUUUAAACCAAACCGCGCCAACGAAAAAUAUUGUUUGAACACCAAAAUGAUAAUUUUAACUUCUGGUUGCCGUCUGCUUCCCAAAAACAUCUGUGCUUAAGCUCCCUAAUGUUUUACUCGGCACAUACGUCAUGCCCGAAUUGCUCAAAGUCAGUUUGUUAGACAUUAUACUAAUAAAUGACCAAAUAUUUAUUUUUUCUACACAAUGGUAGAAGGUUUAAAUGGUUACUGUAGAUGACCUUAUCUAGCGUAGACAGUGUUAUUGGUUGAACAUGUCUGAAAAAAGUAAACACUUGACUCGCUAAUUAUAAAUUAAAGGCUAACAAGAAUCAAGGCAAGAAAUUGCAACACGAAUAGACAAUCGUGUUCUUUUCAUUUUUUCUGAAUAGUUACCCGUUUUAUCUUUCUAUAGUGAUGGUAUUGGCCGCAGUGGCUGUGUAGCUACCAUAAUUUCAGUGAUCGAACGAGUCAAGAUUGAACGAACAGUUGAUGUUUUCCAGACUGUAAAACUAGUUCGAGCAAAGAGACCAGGUGCUGUCAACACCCUUGUAAGUUGAAAAAUGUCAUAAUCCAUUGUUAUAACUUUACUCAUUUCUAGAUUGCCAGAGGAAAAACAGGGGAACUCCACUCCGGCGUUUUAAUACCGGGAGUAGGGGCCCUCCAAGGUACGCCUGACUUUAUCAAAACACGGAACUUUGCUUCGAAGAAUUAGAAUUGAAUUUCUUUGCUGUUCAGUCAUUUCUUUUGGGUUCUGAGAAAAUAACAUGGUCACUUUGCCGAGCGCUCACAGAUCAAUAGCGUUAUUUUUCGUGAUCCUAAGGAGUGUUUUUAUGUUUUCAUCUUUUAGGAGCAGUACAUGUUUUGUUACAAAACAGUUCUGGCUUACUUAGACUCUUUCAGCACCUACUCAAACUUUGCGGAAUGUUAA
Messenger RNA from Pocillopora meandrina, 16266 nucleotides. NCBI's taxonomy places the organism in Eukaryota, Metazoa, Cnidaria, Anthozoa, Scleractinia, Pocilloporidae. The record is from the annotation of a GenBank genome assembly.